This is a messenger RNA of Loa loa (African eye worm), 534 nucleotides long. RefSeq names its product TATA box binding protein (TBP)-associated factor. Lineage: Eukaryota; Metazoa; Nematoda; Chromadorea; Rhabditida; Onchocercidae. The record is from RefSeq and is a predicted model, not a curated record. The coding region runs from base 1 to 534 and encodes 177 amino acids. The transcript is spliced from 4 exons. Gene Ontology annotation, molecular function: ATP binding; ATP hydrolysis activity; AMP kinase activity. Gene Ontology annotation, cellular component: nucleus; cytoplasm.
AUGUCCACAUCUGAAACUCGUCAAAAGCCAAAUUUACUUAUAACUGGGACGCCUGGUACAGGAAAAACAACGCUAUGUGAAACAUUGUCUGAAAAAUUAGGUUUUGAAUAUAUCAACUGUAGUAAAGAAAUCACUGAAAAUAAUUUAUAUUUGGAAUAUGAUGAGGAGUUCGACAGUCAUGUGCUUGAUGAAGACAAGUUCUUGGAUCAUAUUGAAGAUAGAAUGAAUUCGGAAAGUGGAGGAUACAUAGUGGAUUAUCAUGGUUCUGACUUCUUCCCGGAAAGAUGGUUCGAUUUUGUAUUUGUUUUACGAUGUAACAAUACGCUUCUCUACGACCGACUUUCUGCUCGAGGUUAUAGCAGGAAGAAAAUUCAGGAAAAUAUUGAAUGUGAAAUAUUCGGAUCACUAGUGGAAGAAGCUAAAGAAUCGUAUGAUGAAAGAAUCGUUUACGAAUUGCAAAACGAGACAGUCGAGCAGAUGUCUGACAAUUUGGAACGGAUAUACCAGUUGGUUUCGCAGUGGAAGAAGCAGUGA